CUCCCAAGGUGCUGGGAUUACAGGCAUGAGCCACUGCGCCCAGCCUGUCUUGUUUUAAUCAUGCCACACUCUUAAGAUUUCACUUUAAACUAGAAUUCAAUCUCCCAUUUCAACUGGCUGCUGGAAUCAUAACCAACAGAGAGCCUUAAUGAGUUGUUUAAUUUUUGCAUAAAUUAACUGAAGCUGCUGAAGCAAUCCAUUUAAGAUGUAAUUCUCUCUUCCCUGGUGUAAACUGAUUAGGAGUCCUGGCCUUGAGGAAAUUUUUUUAAAGCACCAUUAGUUGUAAAAUUUACAAUGAUUGUAUUAUUUCCAGAUAAUUAUUUUUCUUUCCCAGUGCUGCCCUCCUGCUCCAGGACUAACCACCAGCUGCCAGCAUGGCCGUUCUCUGUCAGUGUCCGGAUGACUCAGGAGAUGGGCUGCCUGCAGUAAUCUAGUGCCAAGAGUAUAGUUUUCUUUCUUUCCCUUUUACACAUGGCAGAUCUGAAUGGGUGAAAGAUCAUCCUGAAAAUAACAUUGGUCAGGCACUUGCCUGCCACUGUGCUCUUCACAUGAGCACAGGCGUUUAAAGUUACUGCUGAGUCACAGGAAAUGUAUGUAGCUCUGGACAUUCCUUCAAGAGGGCAGCCCCUGGGACCCUCAGUCAAUAUGCAUCUUUGGGGAAUCAAGGCAGAGAACCUUGACUUGGCAGUGAGUCUUCCUCCCUGCCUGGCUGUUGUUCACUGCAGGCCCUGCCCUUUCUUUUUAGGGGCGUCAAGAGCGGACUUCCCGAAGCCACCUCACUUGCUGUACUCAUAAGUCAGACUGAAACAAAACCAACUCACUGAGUGAAUGACAAUUUGCAAUAUCUUAGGGAUUAGGUCAUUUCUGGAAGCCUAAAGGAUCCUUCCAAGUGAUUAUAGUGACCUUAAUUACAAAGGAAAGGUGCUGUAUCACCUUUCAUAUGGUUCAAGUAUGAAAAAGGUUGAGGGACGUUUUAAAGACUGUUUCGUGGAAAGCAGAGUGUUGUAAUUAAUCCAGUGAACAGUUUCAACUUCUCCGAGAAAGAUGAAUGAUGAGUUGAGAGAAUAGUUACAAAGGCUCAGGAAUCUACAUGAAGUUAGAAGAGAUGCAGAAAAGGCUGCAGAGAGGCUGGUGGGAGGACCAGAAGGAGACCAUUCAGUAAAUACCUAAGGCAUGCCUACUACAAGACAGCCAUGGCCUCCACCUCCCAGAGCAUCCAUCCCAUAGGAAACACAUCACUCUGUCUAGCCCCUUCAUUUGAUACAUACGGAAUUGAGAUCUAGAAUAAUAAAGUCACUUAGCUACCUCAUCUGUGGGAGCCAGAAUCGGACCGCAGUAUUAAGGGCUUCCCUUUCCAUAGCCAUUUCUUUUUUUUAGAACAGUUUUACUUGAUAUUACUACAAUACAAGCCAUUUUCCAAUAUUAGCAACAGUUUAAGGGAAAAGGUUUGUCCUUUGCUAGCUGCUCCUGAACCAGGUCUUCUCGUCAUUAUUCACUUGGUUGCCAUCAGCAUUCAAACACCCGUUAUGCCACUAUCACAGGAAGUGCACGUUAGUGAGGAAAUCAGAUCAAAACUGAAUCUACAAUGUCCUCAAGCUUAAGCCUUAGUUUUAUUUUCCCUGAAAAUAUUCCUCCUUAAAUUUCAUAAAUGGUAAAAUGUCCAAUCUUACCAAAUGUAUCAUAGUUUUUAUUUUUGACAGGCUGUAUAAUACCUUGGACUCUAAAUUUCAACGAGAGUUAUUCAGUGAGAAGAAAAUGAGUGUUGUAUCUCAGCUGCGCCCAUCAGCUCUAUUUCCCGAAUGACUGUGAGCUUGAAAGAAAGCCAUUUAACGUACACGGUGCCGGUGGGUGUCUUCUGCUUGGCAAGAUCGUGAGCUUUAUCCUACUACUUGGAUAAGAGACGGUUCCCCCCGCCCCCCAACAACAAUGAGCUUUCUUACAGACAAACAGAAAUGAAAUAUGCUACUCAUUCCCAGCGCUGCAGAACCAGGAAACUGAAGACGCACCUGCAGCAUCUCCGGUGGAAAGGAGCGAAGAGCGCGACCCGCGAGUACAAACAGAAGUGCUGUGCGCGCUGCCAGCAGGUGCUGGGGCUCCUGCUGCACCGGGGCGCCGUGUGCCGGGGCUGCAGCCACCGCGUGUGCGCCCGGUGCCGUGUGUUCCUCAGGGGGACUCCUGGCUGGAAGUGCACGGUGUGCUUCGAGGACAGAAAUGUCAAAAUAAAAACUGGAGACUGGUUCUAUGAGGAACGAGCCAAGAAAUUUCCAACUGGAGGCAAACAUGAGACAGCUGGAGCACAGCUCUUGCAAUCUUAUCAGAAGCUGAGCAAAAUUUCUGUGGUUCCUCCUACUCCACCUCCUCUGAGUGACAGCCAGUGCGGCCGCAGUCCUGGCAGGUUACAGGAACUUGGUCAGUUUAGAGGAUUUAAUAAGUCCGUGGAAAAUUUGUUUCUGUCUCUUGCCACCCACGUGAAAAAGCUCUCCAAGUCCCAGAAUGACAUGACUUCUGAGAAGCAUCUUCUUACCACGGGCCCCAGGCAGUGUUCGGGCCAGACAGAGAGACGGAGCCAGUCUGAUACGGCGGUCAACGUCACCACCAGGAAAGUCAGUGCACCAGAUAUUCUGAAACCUCUCAAUCAAGAGGAUCCUAAAGGCUCUACUUACCCUAUAUUGAAGCAAGAGAAACUCCCAUCCAGUCCAGCACCCAGUGCCAUAUUCUCUGGAGGCUUUAGACACGGAAGUUUAAUUAGCAUUAAUAGCACCUGUACAGAGAUGGGCAACUUUGACAAUGCCGACGUCACUGGGGAAAUAGAAUUGGCCAUUCGUUACUGCUUCAAAACCCACUCUUUAGAAAUAUGCAUCAAGGCCUGUAAGAACCUCGCCUAUGGAGAAGAUAAGAAGAAAAAGUGCAAUCCGUAUGUGAAGACCUAUCUGCUGCCCGACAGAUCCUCCCAGGGAAAGCGCAAGACUGGAGUCCAAAGGAACACGGUAGACCCGACCUUUCAGGAGACCUUGCAGUAUCAGGUGGCCCCUGCCCAGCUGGCGACCCGGCGGCUGCAGGUCUCGGUGUGGCAUCUGGGUGCGCUGGCCCGGAGAGUGUUUCUUGGAGAAGUGAUCAUUCCUCUGGCCACGUGGGACUUUGAAGACAGCACAACACGGUCCUUCCGCUGGCAUCCGCUCCGGGCCAAGGCGGAGAAAUAUGAAGACAGCGUUCCUCAGAGUAAUGGAGAGCUUGCGGUCCGGGCUAAGCUGGUCCUGCCUUCAGGGCCUGGAAAACUGCAAGAGGCUCAAGAAGGGACAGAGCAGCUGUCUCUUAAUGGUCAACUUUGCUUGGUAGUGCUGGGAGCCAAGAAUUUACCUGUGCGGCCAGAUGGCACCUUGAACUCAUUUGUUAAGGGCUGUCUCACUCUGCCAGACCAACAAAAAUUGAGACUGAAGUCACCAGUCCUGAAGAAGCAGGCUUGCCCCCAGUGGAAACACUCCUUUGUCUUCAGUGGCGUAACCCCAGCUCAGCUGAGGCAGUCGAGCUUGGAGUUAACCGUUUGGGACCAGGCUCUCCUUGGAAUGAACGACCGCUUGCUUGGGGGAACCACACUUGGUUCAAAGGGAGAUGCAGCUGGUGGCGGGGACGCAUGCUCACAAUUGAAGCUCCAAUGGCAGAAAGUCCUUUCCAGCCCCAAUGUGUGGACAGACAUGACUCUCAUCCUGCACUGACACGAAAGCCACAAGGUUCCAGGUUGCAGCAGGUGUGAAACACUGCGCCCCCAGAGUGGGGCCCCAGCUGGAGACUCCUUAAACCUUGAGCAGUCUCCAUCUGCAGUCCUGCCUGUGGCUUCAACGCCUAUGGGUAUCUCUGGGUACUUAAAUACAGCAAUUAUGAAUGUUACCUAAGCCUCUGGUGCGUUAUCUCCU
Molecule: messenger RNA, 3911 nt
Organism: Sapajus apella (tufted capuchin)
Lineage: Eukaryota; Metazoa; Chordata; Mammalia; Primates; Cebidae
Gene: SYTL3
Product: synaptotagmin like 3
Exons: 15
Coding region: 1953-3713 (586 amino acids)
Biological process (GO): intracellular protein transport; exocytosis
Cellular component (GO): exocytic vesicle; plasma membrane
Molecular function (GO): small GTPase binding; neurexin family protein binding
Source: RefSeq, a predicted model, not a curated record